CUGUGAGGAUGAAAAGCAAGAGCUGGAAACAAACAUCAGUGAAGAAUGAAGGGUUUAGUGUGUUUACUGCUGCUGUUGGAAACCUUUGUGUGUGUCGUACAGCAUCAGGUAGAUGGAGGACUCAAUGAUAAUGAGAUCAGUCAACAGCUCAGAUCUGAGGACGGAGGACAGAAUCCACCUCAAACAGACACUUUGAGAGAUGAAGCUUCAACUGACAGCCGACAAAACUACCAUCUGUGCUUCACUGACAUCCAUGCAGCGCUGAGAGAACUGACCGCUACAGUUACAGAGCAGAAAAUCAACAUCAGAGCUUUAGAGACGCAACUGAAGGAACAACAGACGUUUAUCCUGGAAGAGAUAAACAAGAAAAAUGAUGUUAUCCUGGAAGAGAUGAACAAGAAAAAUGCUGAAAUGUCAAAUCUUACUCUGAGUCAAGUGGAGGGGUUGAGAAAGGAAAAUAUAGAAAAAGAAAUAGCUUUUUCAGCUUCACUGAUGCAAUCUGGCAGUGGAUAUAUUGGUCCUUUUACCAAUGAAAUCACACUAACCUACAGGAAAGUCUUCACAAACAUAGGGAACGCCUACAACCCAAAUACAGGUGUUUUCACAGCCCCGCUGAAAGGAGCGUACAUGUUCAGAAUCUCUGUAUAUGGUCAUGGCCCAACAGCAGCAGCUGCAUCCAUUUUUAAGAAUGGAGAGCGUGUGGUUUUGGCAUAUGCUGGUCAGCCUCAGAGGGAGUUAAACUCCUCUAAUGGAGUUGUGUUGAUCCUGGAGGUUGGAGAUGUUGUUUAUGUGAGACUUUGGCCUAACACAAGGAUAUUUGAUAGCGACAAUAACCACAGCACUUUCAGUGGUUUCCUACUGUUUCCCUUAAGAGAACAGGAGCUUUGCAGAAUGUGACUCAAAUAAUACUGAACAUUCAGUGUAUGAUUUAAGAUGGAAAUCAGGAAGAAUCAUUAACAUAUGCCCCUAUAUUAAUGGGAACUAAUGUUUUGUUAAGUGUUUUGUUAAAAUAUAUAUCUAAAAUACAAAUUUACUAAACAAACUCAUUCAGCUGUGUAAAAUAAUUAUUUUCAAUGUGUUUUCUUUUUGUUUUGUUUAAAUUCUUUAUUUUCAGUCAGCAAAUCAGAAUUAUAGGAUAAAAGUAGUAUCUGUCCAUUGGUUUUCUCAUGUUUUUAGUUUUUUAAUAAAACAUAUAGCCUACAUACUUUGAAUAAUUACGGAGAGAAUACAAAUAACUACAUUGUCUGGGACAUAAAAGGAGAGGAUAUGGAGGAAGACAGUAAAAUCAAGCACAGGAUCAUUAAUUCAGCACCUCGACGAAGUCUGGUCUUAACGGCCAUACAUCAUUUCCAAGGGUUUUGCAUUUGAAAUCAUAUUUAAUCUUUAUUAAAUCAUUAAAUUAACAUUACAAAUGACUUUGCCAAAAUUCACAUCUUCAAUUGUUAAUUUUACGCAUCAUAUUUUGCAAUAUCACAUUAUGAUCACAAAGACACUUGAAAAUUAUGUUUUAAAUGAGUCCUGAAAUAAGCAUUUAUUUUAAUUAUUUCAAAUAUCUGUAUCUACAACAAAUUGUGUGUGUGUGUGUGUGUGUGUAAGCAUGUUUAAUGGAGUUAACAUGGAAAAUUUGCCUUGCUUUAGAGGAGACAAACUGACACUUUUAAAACAGACACAUUUCAAUGAAAGCAAGCUUAUACUAGUCUUUUUAACUCACUCAUCAGUCUAAUGUGAUUCUACAAUUGAUAUUUAGACAUUAUAAAAUCACUAUUAUAACAUUUAUAAUCAUAUUUUAUCAAAAUCCCUCACUUCAUAUCUAUUGAAACAUUAGUUUUGACAAUUGUGCAUUAGGAGUAAUGCGAAACCUGAAAAUUGUGUUUUAUAGAGGACACUUGCAGUAAACAUUUUGUUACCCAUUAUAUCCAUAUCUAAAACACAAAUGUGUGCAUGUGUGUGUAAGAUUGCUUAGUCAACAUUAAGUAUUAUUGUUAAAGCCUUUCAUUCUUUUGUGAAUGUGUUUUAGCAUAUUCUCCAUCAUGUAUAUUUUAUGGUGUCAGUCCUACAUUUCAGGUCGGCCUAUUAUGCUAAAACUUAUGCUUGUUUUUGACCCCUUAUAGGCGAAGAUUCAUUUCUUAAUUCAUGACAGGAUUGCAAAAUAAUCAAUCUGUA
This is a messenger RNA of Pimephales promelas (fathead minnow), 2163 nucleotides long. Lineage: Eukaryota; Metazoa; Chordata; Actinopteri; Cypriniformes; Leuciscidae. The record is from RefSeq and is a predicted model, not a curated record.